UUUUACAGUUCGUAGGGACCGGUUGUGUCGGUGUGGCAUUUAGAGCAACUUUCUUAAGACUAAAGAAAAAAAAAUCAAAAUGAACCGUCGUAGCUACCGUGGAGGCCAGCACCAAAACCAAAACAGACCAAUCCAACAACAGUACGACAAAAGUUUCGUACCAUCCAAUGGAAGUUCUAAUAAUCAGUCGCAACCGCAACAACAACAACAACAAAAGCAACAACAGCAGCCACAAGUGCAACAAGCUGCCGUUCAGCAGCAGCCACCUGUGCAAGUUGCCGCUCAGCAGCCUCCGCCGCAACAACAGCAGCAGCAGCAGCCGCCGCCAGUUCAAGAGGUCGACGAGUCCAACCAGAUGGAUUCCGGUGACGAGAGCGCCGAGGGAGGAAUCGGAGCCAAAAUGCGCAAGAUUUUUGCUAAUCGUAAAAAUCUCAGCUCGGCCGAUCGCAAAAAGUUAGAAAAGGAACGCAAAGCCCGUCAGUUGCGCCGUUUGCGUAAACUGAUCACACCGAAGAAUGCCGUGGUUGCACUGCACGAACUGCAGGGGCCAGGAAUGAGUGAAUUCACCAUCAACACCAACGGUCAGGAGACGACGGCCGAAAUCGUGGUCAACAAUGUGCGCUAUGAGGCAACUGCUGCGAACAAGCAUCAGGCCAAGGCGAAGGCUUCGGAGAAGGCACUGCGUGAUUUGGUGAUCGCUCAAAUGACAAAGGCUCGCAUUAAUGCUGAAAAGCAACCGACCAAUGGCAAUGGCAACAGUCAGGAUGGCACGGAUGGUGAAGAUGUCGAGAUGACGGACGUUGCCGAAAACGAUGACGUUCCGAUGCUUCACUUGGCCUCCUAUGCCCUGUACAAGCUCUUCAGUGAAUGGCAAGAUGCAGGCUUUGAAAUCCCAGCCAUAAAACCUGUCAAACCCUCGGUGAAACUUACCGAAACCGGUGCUCAUCCGUUGGCACCCAAGGUUCCCAAAACCAAGGGUGAUCUGCCCGAGGAUGCAGCCAAUCGUCAUCCCACGGCACUGCUAGCAUUUAUGCGCCCACAAGUACCGUACGAGGAUCUUGGCUCCAACAACAAUAACGACCCAGCCAAGCGAGAAUUUUCCGUUGGUGUUACGGUCGAUGGUCAACGGUUCAUUGGUAAAGCUCGUUCGAAGAAACUGGCUCGCAAGGAAGCUGCAGCCGCCGCAUGUCGGUCUUUGUUUGAAGUCGCCUUUAUCGAAUCUAGUGCUGCUUAAGUUUUCCAUGACACAACAGUUCUCACCUCUCCUUACGCAAGUUUGUACUUUGUCAUUUUAGUAAGAUUAGGCCGUCUUCGCGGUACCAACAUGUAGCGGUACCAUUAAUACGCGUUCCCCGGCGUUUUACGUCAAGCAACAUCCUUAGGUUUUAGGGACUUUAUUUAAAUUUGAUCCAAUUAUAGAACCGCCCCAUAUAUUUCUGUUCUGUGCAGAAAAGUAAUAACGGACUUAGCAUAUAUUAUUCACUCGAGCUAUAAAUUAUAGGAUUAUCCUAACAGCUAGUUAGUA
Messenger RNA from Malaya genurostris, 1525 nucleotides. Its product is annotated as double-stranded RNA-specific editase B2-like. Bases 80 to 1234 code for a protein of 384 amino acids. Lineage: Eukaryota; Metazoa; Arthropoda; Insecta; Diptera; Culicidae. The transcript has 4 exons. The record is from RefSeq and is a predicted model, not a curated record.